This is a messenger RNA of Pichia kudriavzevii, 1134 nucleotides long. RefSeq lists its product as uncharacterized. Gene Ontology annotation, molecular function: nicotinamide riboside transmembrane transporter activity; nucleobase transmembrane transporter activity. Gene Ontology annotation, cellular component: fungal-type vacuole membrane; plasma membrane. The record is from RefSeq and is a predicted model, not a curated record. The coding region runs from base 1 to 1134 and encodes 377 amino acids. Gene Ontology annotation, biological process: nucleoside transmembrane transport. The transcript has a single exon. Lineage: Eukaryota; Fungi; Ascomycota; Pichiomycetes; Pichiales; Pichiaceae.
AUGGACGGCCUCUAUGCAACGUUUCUACUCUGCGGGACCGCCUCUCUCUGGCCGUGGAAUGCCUUCCUCUCAGCAGCAGCCUUCUUCCAGGAAAGACUCUCAAAUCAUCAACACCUGGCAGAUAACUACACCUCGACUAUGAUGACCGUCUCGACCCUAACCUCGGUAAUAUGCAACUACAUGCUCUCUAGACAUCAGGCUAUAAAUUACAAGAAGCUGCUACUCUAUGGUAACGUCUUACAGGCCAGUAUUUUCGCAAUUAUGGCUGUCUCCGUCCUUAUAGAAACCCCGCAGGUCCCAUACUUCAUCUUCACCUCGUUUGCCGUCCUCGUUUCCUCCGUGGCCGCUUGCUUCACCCAGGUUGCUCUUAUGGCAUUGGCAAACUUACGUUCUGCAGAACUAUCGAAUGCCACCGUUGUUGGAAAUGCCGUUUCUGGCGUUUUACCUUCCGCAUCCAUGCUUGCAGGAGGUGGACGGGCUCUAUGGUACUUUAUUGCAUCUGUGGUCAUUGUCAUUGUAGCGCAGCUCGCUGUGUUUGCGUCGGACUGGAAGGAUGGAUACAAGGACGAAAUUAAUAUUGAAACCAUGGAAGAAUCCCUAGUCACAGAUACUCCAUCGAAUAAUUCGUCAGUUGCUUACUGGGAUUUGAAACCCAUUCAUCCACUUCACCUGGUGAUAACGAUAACAUUCUUCGUCACACUUGUAUUCCCUGUCUUUGCUUCCUCAGUUACCUCUCCAAAGGUAGCUUCGAAAACAUUCAUUCCAUUGGCAUUUUUCGUGUGGAAUUCCGGUGAUCUCCUGGGGCGACUCCUGUUGAACUACCAUCCACUGCUCCCAAGAGACACCCGCCACAUGGUUGCCUACUCCAUCCUGCGGAUCUUGUUUGUGCCGCUGUUUCUGUUCUGCAACGUGAAGGGCCGUGGAGGAUGGCCAGACGGUGUCUAUCUGCUACUCCAACUCGUUUUCGGUAUCACCAAUGGCCAUCUUUUCGGUGCCGCAUACAUGCAGGUCGGAGAAGUGUUGAGCACCGAUGGAGAGAAACAAGCAGCUGCAUCUUACACCGCCUUAGUCAUCAACAUAUCCUUGCUGGCUGGUAGUGUCUCUAGUUACCUGGUUGUCUUUCUCAUUAGAUAG